AUGGGGGACAUCGUGCUCAGGUUGAAUAUUGACCAGUCCAGAGUGAUGGAUCACGGCAACAAGCAGACAAAAAAGAAAGGGGUGCGGGUUCCGGGCCCGUUGGACAGGCAGCUUCGGUCUGCGUACUCCAUUGUGUGUUUUGUAGUAGGUAGUUCUUCACAGCAUGUCACGGUAUCGGUCCAACAUCCUUGGAUGGAUGGGUCCCUGUGCUUUUCGUUUGUGCAUGCCAAAUGCGCCUUGGGGGAGCGGAGGGUGUUGUGGCAAGACUUAAUGGCCGAUAAGCCUAGCUCAAGGUUGUGGUGCGUGUGCGGAGAUUUCAAUGUCAUUGCGGACCCGAGUGAGAAGCGCGGAGGUUGGCCUUUCGCAAGAUCUGAGGGGUUGGAGUUACUGUCAUUCAUGGAGGAGGCCGAAGUGUUUGAUGCGGGGUCCUCGGGAUCCAGUUUCACUUGGUGUAAUAACCGGAGAGGGCACGCACGAAUCUGGAAGAGACUGGACAGGGUGCUAAUCAAUGGCGAGUUUACUGAGAGUGCUCCAUCAAUCUCGAUGGUCCACUUGGCCCGUCAUCCAUCAGAUCAUGCGCCACUGAAGAUCUCGCUGGCGUCGCGAAUGGAUAACAAGCCUAGGGCAUUUCGGUUUUUAAACCUACUGCGUACCACGCGGGCCAUCCAAGACUGGAACAAGGGAGUUUUGGGGAAUGUGUUUGAGGUUGUUAAGCAGGCGGAAGCGAAUAUGCUAGCAGCAGAAACCCGCACGGAGCAGGAUGAUUCGAUGGAGGCGCAGGUUGAGCUGAGUAAAGCUCAAGCUGAGCUGCGACACGCAUUGCUAAAUGAAGAAAAGUUUUGGAGUCAGAAGGCUAGAGAUGCAAUUCAUAGAGUGAAGGAUAAGAAUGGCGUAUGGGUUGAAGAUGAUGAGGGGAUCACCAAUGAGGCUGUGCGGUUCUUCUCGAAUUUGUUCUCGGGCUCCGGGGGGUCAGCUGGUGAUUGGGAGCAUUUAAUCCCUAAUAUGGUGACACAGGCAGACAGGGCAGCUCUUGAUGCAGAUCCAACUAGGGAGGAGGUGAAACGGGUGGUAUUUGAGAUGGAUGGGGAUAGUGCUGCAGGCCCUGAUGGCUUCACAGGUCAGUUUUUUACUUUCGCAUGGGAUGUUAUUGCGCAGGAUGUUUAUAAUAAUACAGGGUUUGUCAAAGGCAGGAAUAUAACAGAGAAUUAUCUCUUUGCUCAGGAGCUUAUGUCAGGGAUUAGGAAAAAGGCUAGGAGGGGAAAUGUAGCGUUGAAACUUGACAUGGCAAAGACGUACGAUCGUGUCUCGUGGACAUUCAUUGUCAGUGUAUUGCGCAAAUUUGGAUUUGGUGAGAGAUUCAUUGACAUGGUUUGGAGAUUAAUGUCGAAUGUUUGGUUCUCAGUCAUCAUUAAUGGGGCAUCAUAUGGUUUUUUCAAAUCGAGUCGUGGGGUCCGUCAGGGAGAUCCGCUGUCGCCAGCCUUAUUCGUCAUUGGCGCAGAGGUGUUAUCACGGGGGCUCAAUAGUCUUGCUGCACAGUCGAGAUUCUUGGGUUUCAUGGUACCCAGGGGUUGUCCACCGGUUACCCACCUAGCUUUUGCGGAUGAUGUGCUUGUCUUUGCUAAUGGCUCUUCUAGCUCUUUGAAGGAUAUUAUGCGGGUAUUGAAAAUGUAUCAACUGGCCUCUGGCCAGUUGGUGAGUGUUCAGAAGAGUGGAUACUUAGUGCACCCGUCAGUGUCGCCUGCCAGGCGGAGGGUAGUUGAGCGGAUUACUGGCUUCUCAAGGCAGCAUUUUUCGGUCCGGUACCUGGGUUUCCCGUUAUACAUUGGCAAGUGCAAAUCCUUGUACUUUGGGGAGGUGUGUUACGCUAUCUCGACAAGGAUUCUCUCUUGGCGGUCUAAACUUUUGUCGCCUGGAGGCAGGCUAGUGCUAAUCAAGCAUGUUUUAUCGUCGCUUCCGACGCACCUUCUAUCUGCUGCAGUUAUUCCGGUGGCUACAUUCAAGAGUAUUGAGCGUAUCUGCGCAAAUUUCUUGUGGGGGACCUCGACCGAGCAGACUAAGCACCACUGGAUUCUGUGGUCUCAACUUUGUUACCCGGUGAUGGAAGGUGGCACUGGUUUCCGGCGGGUUCGCGAUGUAUAUAAUGCCUUUUCUUGUAAGCUUUGGUGGGGUUUGCGCACGGGGUCAUCUCUAUGGGCAACCUUCAUGCGGGCAAAGUACUGUAAAUGGGUCCAUCCUUAUCAGGUGGUUAGUUCUCAAGCUGCCUCACCAACUUGGAGGCGCAUGGUCAAUGUGAGUCGCCAGGUGGAAUUAUGCAUGGUAUGGUUGCUCAAUGAUGGGACUUGUGAUUUUUGGUAUGAUAAUUGGUUGGGGAGUGGGCCUCUUUUUCUUAGAGCCUUUGUGGUUCCGGGCCUUUCGUUUUCUGAUGUUAUGGUCAAUGGCACCUGGGAUAGUUAUCGGUUGUCACAGAUUCUGCCGCCAACCAUUGUGGAUGAGGUGAUGCAUUCACCGGCACUGAGUGGAAGGGGGACAGACCAAGUGAUCUGGAGGUCGACGCAGUCAGGGCUCUUCACUUUGGUAGCAGCCUUUCAGGAGGUCCACCAAGGUCGCAACAGGUCACUGGUGUUCUCUCGCAUAUGGCAUGCUAGAAUACCUUUGAGAGUGUCCUUGUUCAUGCUGCGCUUGCUCACGAGGCGACUGCCUUUGGAUGACGUCUUAGGGGAGAUGGGGUUCCAGUUGGCGUCAAAGUGCUUCUGCUGUGCGCUUGCCACUGGAGAGACACUGGAGCAUGUGUUUUUUGCGGGACAGCUUGCAUUGCAGGUUUGGGCAUAUUUUCAGAACAUAUAUGGUAUUGGCAGUUCGUAUGAUAGUCUUCGAGCACAUUUGUUUGAUUGGUGGAUGUCCCCAACUCCAAGGGGCAAGCAGAGAUUCGUAUUUGACAUUGUUCCAGUUUUUAUCUGCUGGAACAUUUGGAAGGCGAGGUGUAGAGCGAUUUUUGAGGGGGCUAGAGUUUGUGUAAAGGAGAUAUGUGAAGCGGUCUUCCAGGAUGUCAAAUCGGCAAUUGAGGUUCAGUUUAGUCUGGCCGCCCAAGUGAGCGAUUUCUCGCUGUUCUACGAAAGGGUAGCUCAAUCGACUGUUCUGUAUGAGUUCAGAAUUGUUCAGUGGAGGGCAGGUGGUCAAGCAAAUAUGGUGCUCAAUACGGAUGGUUGUUCUAAGGGAAAUCCAGGAGCGAGUGGUGGAGGCGGCUUACUUAGAGACUCCGAUGGGCAGUUAUUGGUUGCUUUCUCGGCGUACCUGGGGGAAGCUACUAGUCUUCGUGCUGAAGUGUUGGCCAUGUUGAAGGGUGUUCAGUUGUGUCUUGGAAAGGGAUUUCUCCCCAGGAUAGUGCAAUCGGAUUCGAUGUUAUUAAUUGACAUACUCCAGCGGCGAUGUCUUUGUUCUUGGUCUAUUAGAAGAGAGGUGGAGCAAGUCUGGCACCUGGUAGAGGGGGUUCGGUUUGAGCAUUGUUACAGAGAGGCGAAUAAGGUUGCUGAUAUAUUAUCCAAUGUGGGGGUCUCUCAUCCGCAAGAGCUAGUUAGAGUUUACUUUACUGAGCACACUCUUCUCUCGGUGGCCCGAGGAGAGUGUCGGUUAAAUAGACUUGGGGUGCCAUCGGUUAGGCGUGUUAGGGUAGAACGUGCAUAG
This is a messenger RNA of Coffea eugenioides, 3681 nucleotides long. RefSeq lists its product as uncharacterized. Gene Ontology annotation, molecular function: RNA-DNA hybrid ribonuclease activity; nucleic acid binding. The transcript has 5 exons. The coding region runs from base 1 to 3681 and encodes 1226 amino acids. NCBI's taxonomy places the organism in Eukaryota, Viridiplantae, Streptophyta, Magnoliopsida, Gentianales, Rubiaceae. The record is from RefSeq and is a predicted model, not a curated record.